CAAGAAACAGCCACACUCAGAAACACUUGGAGUUACUGAAAUACUACGGUCUGCUGGAUUUUCACUUUUCAACCUUUGAAAGACGAAUCAAGUAUGUGUAAAGGAUUAGCUGCUUUACCGCAGACCUGCCUUGUGAGGGCCAAGGAGAUCAAGUCUAAGUUGGGAGUGUUGCUGCAGAAGCCCGAUCAGAAUGCCAUAGACCUGAUCAUCCCCUAUCCGGAGAAAACCGAGAAGAAACCGGAGAAGCUGCAAAAGCCGACUGCAGAAGAAAUUGCUGAAUGGCGGGAGUGCCUGGACCAUGUGUUGACCAGCAAUUAUGGUGUGCAUGCCUUCCGUACCUUCCUGCAGUCUGAGUUCAGUGAGGAGAACAUUGAGUUCUGGGUGGCGUGUGAGGACUUCAAGAAGACCAAGAACCCAGUCAAGAUGGCCGCCAAGGCCAAGAAGAUCUACGAGGAUUUCAUCCAGGCUGAGGGACCAAGAGAGGUCAACAUUGACCAUGUCACCAAGGACGUAACCCUGAGAAACCUGGUGGACCUCUCCCCGGCGACCUUUGACCUGGCCCAAAAGAGGAUCUUUGCCCUGAUGGAGAAGGACUCCUUCGGGCGCUUCCUGCGGUCCGAGCAGUACCAGGAGAUCCUGGUCAACUAAAGCCUAUCCAUCUCGGUGGAAGGAGUAUUAAAUUCACUAUUAAGCUUGGAUUUGGUUUUAAAGGUAAAAGCUGAUUAAAACCCUGAUUAACAUUAAGAUGUUAUAUAGUCAUUUUGGUUGGAUGGAUAAUGCAUGGGCUUUGAACAUCCCCCCCCUUCCCCCACCCUAGAAUCGUUCUGAAAUGAUCUUCAUCUGUAUGGGUAUCAUUUUGUUUUAUUACAAGGAAAAACACAAGGAGGAAAAUUCCACCACAAUUUGGCCUUCGGAAAAAUGAAUCUUUAGAGUGUCUACAGAUUCAACAUGUAGAUAAGAAAAAAAAGGUUUUUAUUGAAAGCAGUUAAUCAAGAUUACAUUCCUUAACAUGAAGAAAAAGUUCUCUCUCUCUAUUUGUCAUUGUAAUGGCCUUGAUAGUUUAAAUAAUAUGUUGAAAACGACAACACUAACACUUUAUGUUUACCACAUGACAUGACAUUUAAGUUUAACUAGGACUAGGCACACAGUGAUGAGGAAAACAAGAUAGAAUACACAAAUGCUGUGGUAAGACCUAAACAUCAUCCAAAAACUAAGCAUAUUGGCAAAGGUCUUUGGACCUUUUCUCUGGUAUUUCCAGAGCAAUUCACUGUCAAAUUAAUCCACAGUGAAUAUGUGCAUUGACCCGCUUCCAGUAAUAUUUCAAUAUUUGAUUUAUUCAUCAAAGCUAGGUUAUGUCUCUCUCACAGGCACACACACACACACACACACACACACACACACACACACACACACACACACACACACACACACACACACACACACACACACACACACACACACACACACACACACACACGCACACACACCCACAAACACACAGAAAGACAUGACCCACAAAAACAUGAAGUUGAGUCAGUAUGUUGUGUUGUGUGGAACCAAGAGGCUUUGGGUUCCAGAGAACUUCCCAGGUCAUGGGAAUGGGCAGUUGGUCAUCAUCUUGAUGGUUAGGCACCUUGGUUACCAGCGAGAGGGGAGUCUUCCAGUAUUUUGCAAGUUGCUAACAAGUGGGUGGAGAGUGAGUGCUAAGAAAAGCUUUCACAUAUACAACCAAAGUUCGUUUCCCCUUUAAAUAGUAUAUCUUCGUCUCGUUAUAGAUAUCCUGGUAAGGUUUCAGACUAUUCUUUCUCAUAAAAGCAAUAAAACUGCCAUGGUUUCUAACUUAAUACCAAUAGAUCCUAUGUCUUCCGAGCCCCGUUUGAAAGAAAAAAACGUAGUCUCUUUUCUUUAAAUCUAUAAGUCUUCAUAUAGGUUUAAACAGCAUGGAUAAUUAACUUAUAUUAUUAUAAAGAAAACACGUUUAUUUUCGCAAAUAGCACCAUUUGUUAUUAUAUAUGACAACCGCAUUCAUUAUCAUCAUAGAUCUGAUUUAUCAUCCAGGAGAACACAAUCUUAUAAUCACAAGUAGUAACCUUUCAAGCACUGCUUAUCACCAAGAACCAAGGAACAAUGGCUCUAUAGAGAUGUUCCUGUGUGGUUAGAUUAAUAACACAAUUUUAAUGAUAUAAUUUGAGUGUAAUGAUAAAAUCUCUGCAUGUUUCAAUUAGAUUUAUCACAAGGGCACCCAGUCCAUGCUAUCAUACCCCAAUACAAGUGUAUCAACAUUUCUAAGUGACCUAAACAGACCUAAAAAAAAACCUGCAUUUUAUCAUUUUAAUAUUAAGUGUGGAAACAGUGAUGCAUAAAAAGGAACCAUCUGAAUGUGAACAGUGUAAGAGUAUUUCAAGUUAAUUGAAAUGGAAUUUGGAAUUUGAAGAGUUCAGGAUUUGACAGGACACUGAUUGACCAGUCUAGUGUCCAAUCUUGAGAAUACUUUUUUAAGAUGAAUUCAUUUUCCAUGCUGGGAAUGAUCAUAAUAUAGACUCUACCUGUACGUAUUGAAGUAAAUUACAUAAAAAAUUACCAAAAAUGCAAACAA
Messenger RNA from Gadus chalcogrammus (walleye pollock), 2596 nucleotides. It is a transcript of the gene rgs5a, whose product is annotated as regulator of G protein signaling 5a. Lineage: Eukaryota; Metazoa; Chordata; Actinopteri; Gadiformes; Gadidae. The transcript has 5 exons. Bases 94 to 648 code for a protein of 184 amino acids. The record is from RefSeq and is a predicted model, not a curated record.